Messenger RNA from Melanaphis sacchari, 805 nucleotides. Its product is annotated as transmembrane protein 256 homolog. Lineage: Eukaryota; Metazoa; Arthropoda; Insecta; Hemiptera; Aphididae. The coding region runs from base 230 to 739 and encodes 169 amino acids. The transcript has 5 exons. The record is from RefSeq and is a predicted model, not a curated record.
GUAUUAAUAAUGUUAUAAUUUGUGUUCUCUCCUUCUGUUUAGUGCUAGUUCGUUGUAUAAAUUAAAUAUUUAUAUACUGAUAUAUAGAGUGGCAACAUUAUCAGUUUUAUGAUAAUCAAUUUCGUAUGAUUUUAUAGUACAUUUAUUUUAUGUCAACUGAUAUUUGGUUAUUAAGAAUAAUUUAUUCGCUUUUUCUUCCAAACUUCUUGUUUAUGAUCUGUUGUUAAUUAUGAUUUCUGAUUCAGUUCAAGGAGCUGUUAAAUGGAUUACUUAUACAAAUCCAGUCGUUACUAACUCGGUACAAGGGUUUAAUUCAUUGCUAAAUUGGAUGGGAGUUGCAAGUUCCAGUGAAAAACAAAACAUUAUAAAAAUGGAGAGUCGCAAUAUAAUGCAAUUGCUUGGUAAAAAUAUUUAUUUCUAUAAAAUGGCUGGUCUUUUAGGAGCUUCUGCUGUUAUAUUAGGAGCUUAUGGUGCCCAUGUUGUGGUUCAUAAAGUUAACCCAGAAGAAGCUAGAAAUUUUGAAACAGCAAAUCGGUAUCAUUUUUACCAUACUUUUGCAUUAUUUGGUGUACCAUUUUGUCGUUUUCCUAGAAUUACUGGAGCACUUUUUAUAACUGGAACUUUAAUAUUUAGUGGUACAUGCUACUACAACGGUUUGACUGGAAAUAAAACAUUCAACAAAUAUACACCCACUGGGGGUAUGUUAUUAAUUGCUGCUUGGAUGUCAAUGAUACUUUAAAAAUAAAUUUAUUAUACUUGUUUUUUUUUUCACUUGGAUGUAUAGCUAAUAAAGAUUAUACAUUUU